This is a messenger RNA of Myxocyprinus asiaticus (Chinese sucker), 5013 nucleotides long. RefSeq names its product visual system homeobox 2. Gene Ontology annotation, molecular function: sequence-specific double-stranded DNA binding; DNA-binding transcription factor activity, RNA polymerase II-specific. The transcript has 5 exons. The record is from RefSeq and is a predicted model, not a curated record. Bases 1614 to 2786 code for a protein of 390 amino acids. Gene Ontology annotation, biological process: regulation of transcription by RNA polymerase II. NCBI's taxonomy places the organism in Eukaryota, Metazoa, Chordata, Actinopteri, Cypriniformes, Catostomidae. Gene Ontology annotation, cellular component: nucleus.
UUCUGUUAAAACUCAUGUAUUUUUUGAGCUGUUAAGUUGUUUAAAUCGUCCUUUUAGGGGUUGUUGACAUUACAUUGUCAUGGCAACAAAGAUGUAAAAUUGGCCAUAACUACACAAUAAGUUAAGCAAUUUUAUCCCACCUAAAUCAUGUAAACACGCAUAUUGUUUACAUCUUGCAGCUAUACUUUUGAAACAAUGAGUAUUUUAACGUUUACAGAUUGGCCCCAUUCACUUCCAUUGUAAGUGACUCAAUGUAACUGGCCAAAGUUAAUUCAGUACCAAUUAGAUAUUCAAAUUCGGGCAAAUUAUGUUGUAAAUGUAUUAUGUUUAGAUGGCUUUAUAACGAUAAUGUUACAUUUCUGGCUAAAUAAUGGUAAUGUAACCACUGUUCUCAUAUGCGUGCAUGCGUUCGUCAUAUUUAUCUUGUAUUUUUUUAUUUUUUUUUUUUAUUCAAGCUCUGUAGCCUACCUAUAGCCUAAUCUAAUCUAUAGCCUAAUAACCCGAAAUUUGGGGCGAUUGAUAUGAACUGUAAAUCCUCACAGGUUUUGUGGCCUGAUAUGAACAGCCUUGGCUCUUUGUUGAACCCUUAAAUACGCAUCUGGAUGGCUUUAAACUAAGCUUACAAAUCUGUCGAAAUUGGACAUAUUCGAUAAGGGCUAUAAUUAAAUUAGCAGAAUUAAAAAGGGGACCAUGUCAAAUUCGACUGUUUUUGUAAUACUGCCAACAUAAUAUAUUAAAGCCUACAAUAUAAUUAUAGGAAAGUUCUGAUUUCUGAAAAUAAUGUGCCGCAUUGUGAGCUGUCAGUCUGUGUGACUGUUGUUUUUUUUUUCUAUUUGGUUUGGUAUAGCGUUAUUGCCGCUAAAUCUUUUUUUCAAUGCCCAUGCCAGCCUACAAUCCACUACAUAUUUUGUUAUAGCUGACGACAUUAGUCUUCGGUGUCUGUGCUAUGCCAGUGUAUUAUAAUUGUCAUCGGUAUCUGACAUCACAAUUGUGCAGGUGCCAUUUUCUAUUUCACUGAUUUCCCUGUGAAAGCUCUUUAUUUUGCCAUCUAUCCUCUAAAUUACAAAAAUGUUGACUUUCCAAUCGCAAAUAAUGAAAUAGGCCUAUAACGCCUAUUGAGAGGCAAAAAAAAAUAAAUAAAUAAAUAAAAUAAAAAUUUGUACCUGUAAAAAAUUCCCCUUUUAUUACGUUUGAUACUCUCUAUUUAUGGGUGUCUAUUAUUAUUAUUAUUAUUAUUAUUAUUAUUAUUAUACGGCUACUAUCAUUACAUUAGAGUGAAAUUAAUUUUUAUAAUUAUUUGUUUUAUUUUCAUUUCGAAAUGUGCGCAUUUUAUUCGCUAAUUUUGGUUAAAUGUUGGAAUAACACAGAAUAAUUACAAGCUGAAUAUAUGAAUUAAAUGUAACGGUGCAUAAUAAAGGGGAGCAGCAUUCUUGAUCCUCUGGAAUUCUAAAUCGCUUCCUCGAAGCUGAUUGGCUGCUGAAUUUUGACCCUUGUUGGGAUGGACCUGUUGGAUAAAAGGAGAAUUUCUAGAGGGAUCAUGAGUAUUGCGAGUUGGAUGCCUGUGCACAAGGGACCGACUUGUAUCUGAAGAAGGGAAUAGUCUCAAAGGCACCAUGACAGGAAAGGAUGGGGCCGUGUUGUCGGAAAGUUUGAACAAAUCAAAAUCAGUUUGUGCCGCUGAGAAUGGGGGAAAUAACAAUCAACAUCUGUCAAAGAGCAGCACACAUCCGCCCAAAUGCACGGGUUUCGGUAUCCAGGAGAUUUUGGGACUAAAUAAAGAGCCGUCCUCGGCUCCACGGAACCCACUGGGCUCGUUCCCUGCCGGCGCGCACCUACUAGCCACCAGGUCGAUGCUCGGGCCGGCUGGGGUUGGGGUCGGGAUGGGAUUAAUUGGUCCUGGAGGUAUUCCAUCGUUCUACAGCCAGCCAGCGUUUCUGGAGGUGCUGUCAGACGCACAAAACGUCCACUUGCAGCCGCUCAACAGGACAGUGGGACCACUCGAAGCGACCCAAUCUGCUAGUUCAGAUUCAGAGGACGUCUCUUCAAGUGAAAGGAAAUUAUCAAAGUCUUCAUUGAGCCAGAGCAAGAAGCGAAAAAAGAGACGACACAGAACAAUAUUUACAUCUUACCAGCUGGAGGAACUAGAGAAAGCUUUUAACGACGCUCAUUAUCCUGACGUAUACGCCAGAGAAAUGCUGGCCAUGAAAACCGAGCUGCCCGAGGACAGAAUACAGGUGUGGUUCCAAAAUCGACGGGCCAAGUGGAGAAAGCGGGAGAAGUGUUGGGGUCGCAGUAGCGUGAUGGCUGAAUACGGGCUCUACGGUGCCAUGGUGCGUCAUUCCAUCCCUCUGCCCGAGUCCAUACUGAAGUCUGCUAAAGAUGGCAUCAUGGACUCCUGUGCUCCCUGGCUUCUAGUUCAAGAUGGUUUUCCUACCACCAGCUGCUUUUCUAAACACGAAUACCCACCAUUCUUUGCAGGGAUGCACAAAAAGUCCUUGGAGACUGUUGCAGUCCAACCAAAUGAGAUGUCAGAUGUCCCUCAGAAAGCGACCAAUCCCAAGGCAGAUGAGGGCGAGACUGAGGAAAGGAGGACAGAGUCACCUAUGUCCAAAGAGGAACUGAGGGAGAACAGCAUUGCUGUUCUCAGGGCAAAAGCACAGGAGCACAGUGCCAAAGUGCUGGGAACAGUGUCCUCUGAGAAACUAGAGCACAAAAUGGAGAUAUCGGUGACAGAGCAGAAGUUCAGCAAACAGAUAGACACAAAAGAAGAGGAAAAGAGUUCUUAGAUUAUGCACAGUAAUUCUUCAUUCAUCCAUUUGUAGCACCAUAAAACAUAGUUUUGGAGUGAACAUAUCUGGGCUAUUUUCUCUUCCUAAUAUUCUUGAACUUUUCCUAAGAAAACUUUCGAUUCUCAUGGUUGCUCUGCAUUUUGUUUUAUUUAGCAAGGUCAAAAUGAGUUACCGUAGACUAUUUUGAUAUUUAUAGAAGCGUCACUUCCAUCAUCUUCAUGCUGUUUUUAAUAUAUAAAUAAUUCCAGACAUAAAAUAUUCUAUGAAUACAAUGCUUUAAAAAGGAGCAUGCUUGUGCCCUUUGCCACGACAAAAAAAUGUCAAUGUUGGCAGCUUCAGUUGAGUAAGACCAUACAUGUUUGACACUAAAUUUCAGUAUUGUCAUUAUCCAAAAAUUAUUGAUGAAAUACUCCUAAUGGGGUUUGAAAAAGCAGGAUUCAGUGCAUUCAUUUUCAUUUAGUACAGUAUCCCUUUCAAACUUCUCAAUGGUUAAAAAGUUGUAAUAGUGUAUUGCUGUAUAUAUUGUAAAUUGAGAUGGCUUGCUACAGUAUUGUUUGAACUAUACAUCAAUGUACUGUAGUCUUAUUAUGUGCUUUUUUCGUAACAUGUAAAAUGCAGUACAAAUUAUUAAAAAAGGAUGACAGUUGUUAACCUGUUCUAAGUGUAUUUUAAAUCAUACUGAACUUAUGAAGAAAAGACAUAAAAUGUAUUACUUCCAUGAAAAUCUGCAUUUAGUAUGUAUUUGGAAGAGAAUCAGUUCCGUUUAAAUUAAGAUGUCAAAUGUAUUAUACAAAAAGACAAUGCUUUAAACAGUGCUUUUAAAAUCUUAAUCAGUGCUAAAAACCUCUAUUGCAUUUUGCAAUGGUUUGCUCUAUCAAGCCUGAAGUAGCAAUCUUUUGUGUGUAGCCUAAACAGUUCUGUGUCAAUGGGUGUAAUCCGAUGCAGUUGAGAAGCGUCAAUCUGGGCAGAUUGGGCCAGUGCAGACAUAUGGGACAGAGCAUGAAAGCAGCCCCAGAUAAGGGGCUCUCAGUGAGAGCACUAAAUUACUGAGGUUAGUUCUCAUGCUCACACGGGAUCUUAUCCUGAUGAAUUAAUACCUUUUUAUCCUUCAUGUGUUGACUUAUAUACCAUAUUUUUUAUUUUCACUUGCUGUUAGAUAUCUAUCUAUCUGUCUGUCUGUCUGUCUAGCAAACAAAGACACUUCAUUUUACUCAUUAGUAUUCUCUCCCAUAUUUCCAAUUACAAAUUGGAAAUCCUUGCAUAACAGGAUAGAGAAAAGGAUGGUAAUUAUCUCAGAAAUGUUCAUAAUUAAAUAUUAGCCAUAAAAAAUUACCAUGUUUGAACCCAAAAUAAAUAUAAAUAAAUAGGUCUCCUUUGCGGACUAAUCCACAAAUCAAAUCAAUCAGGAUUUGUGCUGAUUAGAAUUGUUUUAUGUAUCCCAAACAAUGUUGAACCCUCUCUCUUUUUCAUCUGGGCUGUUGAUCCUUUCCAUGCCCUUAUUACGGCCUGUCAACAGAUUAUUGAUAUACACUGUUAAUUCAAUCCUAAUUUAAUUUACUUAGUGUCUGUGUAAUUAAUUAUUUGACAUCUGGGGUGAUAAGGCUAGGCUAAUGUAGAAACCGAAUAUACUGUAUCUCUAGCUGCAUUUCUGACAUCUCUGUCACUCUGUCAGGCAUAUUAGCUAUUUACAUUUCUCUGUAUUGCUAUAGGAUUUUUUUUUAUUAUUAUUAUUUGAUUUAUUUUUUGAUAAAUGAAAUGCAAAUUGUAAAUUUAGUCAGACAUGUGGGUGCUGAUCUAGAGACUUGGUUAAGCUGUUUGUGACUAUUACCAGUCUCUGCUUCGGACUUAUCACAGCUCUCUCAGCAUUCCCCUACUCUCACUAAAAAGAAUCCUGAAUUAUUGUAAAGCAACUCGGGCUAAUCCCACAAAAGUCACUAAUGGUGGCCAUUAGGCAUGACUGCGGGAUAGCUGGACCAAUCUGGGAUAUGACGAUGAUCAGAGUUAAGAUAAGUUCUCUUAGUGGAAAAUCCGUGCUAUCUUUUAAGUUAUUUCUUAAUCAGAUUGUGAGGAUCACCCAGCUGCAGCAAUAUUAAGUGACGUAGGUGUAAUUAGAAUAUUUUACAAACUGUCUUGUGUGGCUGACUAUAACAAAGUAUCACAAAUGAGUAUAGAAAGAAGGAUAUUUCUUUUAAUUACAGGAUAUUAAAAAUGUAUCCAUAUAAAA